Messenger RNA from Oryza sativa Japonica Group (Japanese rice), 780 nucleotides. RefSeq names its product early nodulin-93. The record is from RefSeq and is a predicted model, not a curated record. Lineage: Eukaryota; Viridiplantae; Streptophyta; Magnoliopsida; Poales; Poaceae.
CGUCGCGUGCGCGAGCCGCCGGCUGCUAUGCCUAUGCUAGCUAACCCAAGUCGAGUAGUAGUAGCAAAGUCCGACCCGUUCACACCAUCACCAUCACCAUCACCAAAUCGAUCUAAAAAUACUCGCCUUCUUCUCCACCCGAGCCGAGCAGAGCAGCGAAGAGGGCAGCGAAGUCGCCGACGAGGAGGAGGAGAAGGAGCCAUGGCCGCCAGGAGCUUCCAGGCCCGGUCCCCCAAGGAGGAGUCCGACGCCGCCGUCCAUGAGGCAGUCACGCUGGGAUUGAAGAACGCAGCCAUAUCUGGUACCGUGGUUGCGGUCCCCACGUUGGUUGGUUGCCGUGUCCUUCCUUGGGCUAAGGCUAAUCUCAACUACACCGCACAAGCACUCAUCAUAUCAGCAGCAUGCAUCGCUGGCUUCUUCAUCACUGCUGAUAAGGCCAUUCUACGGAACGCAAGACAGAACACCAUUGGGAAGAUUGACAGGUCAACCUGAUGCGCAACUGUACAUAUGAGAACGUUGUACUGAUUAUCCAUUUCUUCGAUAGCAGGCGAGGUUGAUGGGAGCAAUAGGAAUCCAUCUCUAUUAUUCCGUUCAUCCAUGGAUGAUUGGACGUGUACUGCAAUGAAUCAGCAAUUUUUAUGUUUUAAUCUUAAUUCCUUAUAUGAAAACCUAACCUCGCAUUGUAAAGACUAGGGCUGUUGCCUUUUAGACCAGUGAAUCCAGUUUGGUUCCAAUUUGAAGUUGAAUAAAAGAUGGAAAUGUAAUGCUCUUUUAAGCCCA